AUGACGGAAGCGGCGACAAACAAAUGUAGUUGCGGACAGUCUUUCAAGGAGGCUGCCCCUUGGUCAAACGCAAACUGUUUCGUUGUGGUUACUGGCGCCAGUCGGGGUUUUGGUCGCGCAUUCUGUGUUCAGCUUCUCAAAGAACUUGCUGAACCCCGAUCUGCACAUUGUCCUCCUGCCCUCUCUCUUACUUUCUUUCUUUUUGGACGUGACAUGAAGGCCCUCUGUGAGACAGAAAAUAUGAUCAUCUCCUCAAUUCCCGAGAACGGCCUGACCAGUGUUACUGUCUACUUCGCCGGUGGCGAUCAGAUGGAUCUGGCCAAUGUGGACGCCAGUUCCCUCUCUCAGACCCUCCAGCCCAUCUACGACGCCAUGCUCAAGGCCGCUCUGGGCGGUCAGCGACAGUGGAACUUAUUAGUCAACAACGCCGGCAGUCUGGGGAAUAUCCAGAUCCGCUCAGACGAACACACCUCUCCCACCUCCCUUGAGACCUACUACCGCGUCAAUCUCUUU
Messenger RNA from Dibothriocephalus latus, 513 nucleotides. The record is from the annotation of a GenBank genome assembly. NCBI's taxonomy places the organism in Eukaryota, Metazoa, Platyhelminthes, Cestoda, Diphyllobothriidea, Diphyllobothriidae.